Messenger RNA from Xenopus tropicalis (tropical clawed frog), 12793 nucleotides. It is a transcript of the gene agrn, whose product is annotated as agrin. The coding region runs from base 1708 to 7719 and encodes 2003 amino acids. Gene Ontology annotation, cellular component: synapse; gel phase of basement membrane; plasma membrane. The record is from RefSeq and is a predicted model, not a curated record. Gene Ontology annotation, biological process: nervous system development; animal organ development; membrane organization. The transcript has 38 exons. NCBI's taxonomy places the organism in Eukaryota, Metazoa, Chordata, Amphibia, Anura, Pipidae. Gene Ontology annotation, molecular function: serine-type endopeptidase inhibitor activity; calcium ion binding; signaling receptor activator activity.
GUGAAGAGAAUUCCCCAAAGCAUUUAUUCUUUUGUUUAGAGCAGCCUGUCAAGCACUUUCUAUCUCUCUUUCUCUCUGGCACUCUCUCCCUCCGCCACAUCUUCUUCCUGGGCAGAGAGAAAGCUCUGACAAAUAAAGGGUAAAGGAAAGCCCACAGAAGCAUACAGGACUCCCCUAACAUGCUCACUGCUGGAGGGAGAAAGGAGGGGACCUGUCAGCCUGCAGAAAUCCAGCUGCCUUUCCGAAUCUGUUCACUUUGGUAGGAACCUGUGAAUGGCUUGGGCAAACUGACGACUGACGGUUUCCUGUAUAUCCGCAAGGGGGGUACAAAGUCUUUACCAAGCUCCCUGUCCUGGAAGGCUUUUGGGAAGGGGCAAGUGAAUGCACUGAGGAGUAAAAAGAAUAGAACGGUAGGGCUUCUGUGUCCAGACGCAGAGUAUUGUGGAGAAUCGUUGCAGGUGAGACCCUGUUUCCCUACACACAGAAUCUUGCCUGCGUAUGCACGGCUUAUCCUGAGCUUGCUUUAGCUGUGAGCUCCGGUCCCUCUGACCAGCUUCUGGAUGUGACUCUGCCAGCCCUCCCCCUACUCCACUUUGCCCCUCGCCCUUUCUUCCCUUUAUUGUCAAUGCCUGCCUGUCUGAUGAAUGGGUGAUCUUUUUUUGCAAGGAUCAGCAUUUGAUGAGCCCCAGGAGCCUGAGCUCCCUUUCCCCCCAAACCUAAAGACUGAACUGAAAGGUGGUUGUUAAGUCGCCUGAGAAGACCACUGAAGAACACGGUGAUGAAACUGUGUGUGUUGUGGUGAAAGAAGUGGGGGUGAUUUGGAGAGAAGGGAUGGGCAGCUCUGACUAUGUAACAAGAGGGAACAAGCAAGCAGGGGUACGAGAAACAUAGAAGUGUGUGUCUUUGGAAAAGGGAUGCCACUUGUGUAUUGUUUAGAAACAACUGCCUGGGAGUCAUUCAGAAAGAAGAAGCAGAAAUUAUGACAAGGAGCUUUCACACUAAAAAAGGAAAUGGACUUUUAAGCUUUUAAUGGGUGCAUGCUUGUAUGCGAAUGGAGAAGUAGUAGCCUGCGUGCCAUUGUGCUAAGAUUCCAAAGGAGAAGAGAAAUUUCACUACUUCAGUCUCCAGACAAUAUCUAACACCUUUUUAUUAUAUCACUACUCUGUUGGGAAUGGAUUUUUGCAUUUGGUGCUGCGAGAUUUUGCAAUGCAAAUUUUUUUGCAAAAUAAAUUCCAUUAGCAUUUGAAGCUUUCUCGCUGUUUUGGAGGAAAUUUUGCAUCUGCAUUUUUUCUUUUUUUUAAAAAAAAAAAAUCUGUUCUGGAUGACUCAAAUAGUCUUUUUCUAGGAUGUAGCUGCCUGUGGAUCUACACAAAUACAUUCCAUCGGCCUUCUGGGAUGGGCUGUAUGAACUUUAGAAAAGCCAGCUUGAUUGCUAAGCAUUUACAACUUGCACUUGGCAAGCAGCAGGAGAACCAACAAUCCUCUUGAUCUCUGGUGGCCUUUCCUUACGUUGACCUCAGUCGUUGGAGUACAAUGGUGUCAUAAGUGGGAGAAGACUUUUGAGCUGAAACCCUUAAGGAUAUUUACAUGUGUUGUUUAUUUUGUCACAAGUGGAAAAUAUUUGAUUGUUGGGAUGGGGUAUAAAGCUGGGUAAGGGUGGCACCAUAGCGUAGACCAUAGCUGACUUCCCUCUAAAAGCUUUUUGCCAUGACUGGCUGCCACUACCCUGCUCCAGGUUUGGAGAGGGACCGGAUCUAUCAGCAUAAAGUCUCACUGGUUGUGCGCUACUUCAUGAUCCCUUGUAACAUAUGCCUGAUCCUGCUUGCCACUUCCACGCUUGGAUUUGCCGUCCUGCUGUUCCUGAAUAACUAUAAACCUGGCCCUGUCCCUAAUGCUCAGCCAACUCUACAAGAUGUGUGCCGAGGAAUGCUCUGCGGAUUUGGCGCAGUAUGUGAGAAAAGCAGCACCGACCCAUCUCAGGCAACCUGCAUCUGUAAGAAAACCGCCUGCGCCUCCAUUGUUGCCCCUGUGUGCGGUUCCGACUAUUCUACUUACAGCAAUGAGUGUGAACUGGAGAGAGCCCAGUGCAACCAGCAGAGGAGAAUCAAAGUCAUCAGCAAGGGGCCAUGCGGCACCAAGGACCCAUGCUCAACAGUGUCGUGUAGCUAUGGCAGUACCUGUGUCCGCUCAACAGAUGGCCAGACGGCAAAGUGUAUCUGUCCUGCUACCUGCACAGGGGUUCCAGAAAAUGUUGUUUGUGGCAGUGACGGCAAAGAUUAUCACAAUGAGUGUCAGCUUAACAAGCAGGCAUGCGACAAUCAGGAGAAUCUCUACAAGAAGUUUGAUGGGCGUUGUGAUCCAUGCAGAAUUGCCAUGAAUAAUCAAAACAAAGCAUGUCGAGUAAACCCACGAACUAGGCAACUGGAAAUGCAAUACCGACCAGAAUACUGCCCAGUCCGCAGAGAUCCUGUUUGCGCAGAUGACGGUGUGACUUAUGACAAUGAUUGUGUAAUGACUCGAUCUGGAUUCAUCCGUGGCAUUGAACUGCAGAAGGUGCACUCAGGGCAGUGCCAACCGCAAGACAAAUGCAAGGAGGACUGUAAACACAAUUCUGUGUGUCUUAACCGGAGAGGUGUGACGCGUUGUUCUUGCGACCGUGUUACUUGUGAUAGCACUUACAAACCAGUCUGUGGUGGGGACAGUCGCACGUAUGCCAAUGACUGCGAGAGACAAAAGGCAGAAUGCUUUCAGAAAGCUACCAUUCCAGUAAAACACAAAGGCCCAUGUGAUCUCCAUUCCCCCAGUCCAUGCCUGAACACAACCUGCAGUUUUGGAGCAGCAUGUGUAGUAAAAAACAAGAAGGCAGUAUGCGAAUGCCAGCAGGUGUGCCAGGCAGUAUAUGACCCAGUGUGUGGCAGUGAUAAGCGCACUUACGGCAACCCAUGUGAACUGCAGUCAACAGCCUGCACGCUUAAAAAAGAAAUAACCAUUUUACACAAGGGGCCUUGUGACCGCUGUGGGAAAUGCCAGUUUGGAGCCAUCUGUGAAGCAGAGACUGGCCGCUGUGUAUGUCCAACAGAAUGUGUGCCUUCCGCUCAGCCUGUUUGUGGCACUGAUGGAAAUACAUACGAAAGCGAGUGUGAGCUCCAUGUACGAGCAUGCACUCAGCAGAUUAAUCUACAAGUUGCAGCCCAAGGAGACUGCAAAACCUGUGGCAAUACUCUUUGUACUUUUGGUGCCAAAUGUGUGAACAACCAGUGUGUGUGCCUAACAUGCGAGCGGCAACCCUACCUACCAGUGUGCGGCAGCAAUGGCGUCACUUAUGAUAACCAAUGUGAACUGAAAGCUGCAUCCUGUAAGCAGAUGAAGCUGAUUGAAGUAUCUCGGGCAGGAUCUUGUGAAGACGAAUGCGGCUCUGGCACUGACGGUUCUGGUUCUGGUGAGGACAGCGAGUGUGAGCAGGAUCGAUGCAGGCGCUAUGGUGGCUCAUGGGAUGAAGAUGCAGAAGAUGAUCGCUGCGUCUGUGACUUUACCUGUCAUGCUGUGCUUCGAAUUUUGGUCUGUGGAUCGGAUGGCAUUACCUACUCUAAUGAGUGUGAGCUAAAGAAAACUCGGUGUGAGAAACGUCAGGAUCUGUAUGUGGCUGGACAGGGUGCCUGUCGAGCUGCCACCACCAGCUCUCCUCCUUUGGUGCCACACUGCAGUCACACUGUGUAUGGCUGUUGUCCUGACAAUAUCACAGCUGCCCUUGGCGUUGGCCUUGCCGGAUGCCCAAGCAGCUGUCAGUGCCACCAGUAUGGCUCCUAUGGAGGAACCUGUGAUCCCACCACUGGUCAGUGUUCUUGUAAACCAGGCGUGGGGGGACUGAAAUGCGAUAGAUGUGAGCCCGGGUUUUGGAACUUCCGGGGCAUUGUUACGGAUAAGAAAAGCGGCUGCACCCCAUGUAACUGUGACCCAGUUGGUGCCGUUCGAGAUGACUGUGAGCAAAUGACAGGACUUUGUUCUUGCAAAACGGGAAUCUCAGGUUUGAAGUGCAGCCAGUGCCCUGAUGGACGCAAGCCUGGCCUUACAGGCUGUGAGAAAGAUCCUUCAGCUCCUAAAUCUUGUGAUGCCAUCAAGUGCCAAUUUGGUGCAACUUGUGUGGUAAUUGGAGGAUUUGCUCAUUGCGAGUGCCCAUCUCCCCUGUGUGCUGAGGCGAAUCUGACAAAGGUCUGUGGUUCCGAUGAUGUGACUUACGGAGACUGGUGCCAACUGAAAACCAUUGCUUGCCGUCAGGGCCGCACUAUCACAGUGAAGCACACUGGUCCGUGCCAAGAAACUGUCACUCAUGCCAACCUUCAGACAUUGAGUCCAACAGGAACACCCUCUCCGCCCAUAGUUCGGACUCUUCCAACUCCAGGAACCACAAAGAUAACAAAGACCAAGAAAAAGACAGAUUCCUUCCAGUUAGUUUUAGAAGCCACAUCGCUCAGCCCAUUUUCCAGCACCACAAUGAGACCUGUGACCCAGACGCAUAGAGCUCACACUUCUACUGUCAGGCCAGCAAUCACUAUUCCCACAGUCCAUCCCACUGUGCUUCAGAUUUAUGAUGAAUCAGGAAGUGGAAGUGGGGAUGAGGAGCUAGAAGCUAGCGGUGAUCAAGAUUUAAGUGGUGUUGAACCCAAAGAGCCAUUUGAUGUGGAGAAUGAACAGAAGGAAGAAGCUGAAGAGAAGAGAGAUUUUGUAGCCACCACGGUCAUAGAAAGAGCCAGCUGCUAUAACACACCUCUAGGAUGCUGCUCUGAUGGAAAGACCCCAGCUAAUGAUGCUGAAGGAACAAAUUGCCCAAAAACCAAAAUUUUCCAAGGUGUCCUCAUUAUUGAAGAGUUGGAGGGGCAAGAGGUUUUCUACACACCAGAAAUGUCAGAUUACAAGUCUGAGCUCUUUGGGGAAACUGCUAGAAGCAUUGAGAAUGCACUGGAUAAUCUACUUCGAAAUUCAGACAUCAAGAGGGAUUUCAAGAGCAUCCGUGUGAGGGACCUUGGACCAAGCAAUUCCAUCAGAGCCAUUGUGGAAGCACAUUUUGAUCCAGCUACCACCAUGUCUGCUAUGGAUGUUCAGAGAGCAUUGCUGCGACAGCUCAAGAGCUCCAAGAAGAGAGCAAUAACCAUAAAGAAGCCUAUUCAGGAAAAUGUCAAGUUCCUGGACUUUGGUGAGAUCCCUGACUGGGUGCCUCUAAUGGUUACAACCACAACUACAACGGCAGCAACCACUAGCAUGGUAGCUACUACUGCUGUUGCCCCCACCACCACAACCCCUGUAGUCGCUACCACAACAACUGUGGCAAGAACUCCACUACCUAGAAGAAUAGUUGCAGUCAAGACCACCCCUGUGACAAUCACUCAGCAACCUGUCACCACUCCAAGAAUGACAACAAGACGACCAGUAACUACAAAAAGACCAAUGACCACUAUUCCUGCCACCACCAGGAGAAAGCCACCACGUAUUCAAGCAGUCACAAAAAAGCCACCCCGGCCAUGUGAAUCACACCCUUGUCUACAUGGAGGUACUUGUGAGGAUAAUGGGAAGGAUUUCACCUGUAGCUGCCCAGCUGGCAGAGGAGGAGCUGUGUGCGAGAAGAGUAUUAAGUAUUUUAUUCCUGGGUUUGGUGGUAAGUCAUACCUGGCAUUCAAGAUGAUGAAGGCAUAUCAUACAGUGCGCAUAGCCAUGGAGUUCCGAUCCUCUGAGCAGAACGGGCUUCUCCUAUACAAUGGUCAGUCACUUGGGAAGGACUUUAUCUCACUUGCAGUUAAUAAUGGCUUUGUGGAACUCAGGUUUAAUACUGGAUCUGGAACUGGAAUAAUAACUAGUAAAGUGCCCAUUGAACCUGGCAAGUGGCAUCAGUUAGUAGUGAACCGUAACAGACGCAGUGGCAUGUUGUCUGUGGAUGGUGAAUCCCAUGUCAAUGGUGAAAGUCCAUCUGGAACCGAUGGCCUCAACCUAGACACAGACCUGUUUAUAGGAGGAGCUCCUGAGGACCAGAUGGCUGUGGUAUCAGAAAGGACCUCUUUGUCUGUGGGGCUUAAAGGCUGCAUCCGACAACUUGAUGUGAACAACCAACUAUACAACCUUCAAGAGGGAGGGGCUGAUGUCUUGUAUGGAAGUGGGGUGGGAGAGUGUGGAAACAACCCUUGCCAGCCCAACCCAUGCCAUAAUGGUGCUGCAUGCCAAGUAAAGGAGGCUGAAAUGUUCCACUGCCAGUGUCUUAGUGGUUAUACAGGGCCAACCUGUGCAGAUGAACGGAACCCAUGUGACCCCAACCCCUGCCACGUUUCUGCUACCUGUUUGGUUCUACCUGAGGGAGGUGCUAAAUGUGAAUGUCCAAUGGGCAGAGAGGGAGAGUUUUGUGAGAAAGUGAGCAACCAGGAUCUGAAUUUGCCAUUCUUACCUCAGUUUAAUGGAUACUCUUACUUGGAAAUGAAGGGACUACAGACAUUUGCCACUGACCUACAGGACAAGCUUGCCAUGGAAGUAGUGUUCCUAGCCAGCAACCCCAAUGGCCUCAUCUUCUAUAAUGGGCAGAAAACUGAUGGAAAAGGAGAUUUUGUGUCACUGUCCCUUCAUGAUGGCAAUCUAGAAUACCGUUACGAUCUCGGAAAGGGAGCUGCUGUCAUCAAGAGUAAGGAAAAGAUUCCACUCAACACAUGGCUCAGCGUCUCCCUUGAGCGUAGCGGCAGGAAGGGAUUGAUGCGGAUCAAUAACAUGGAACAAGUUACUGGGGAAUCACCGAAAUCCCGUAAGGCACCACAUACCGCUCUCAAUCUGAAAGAGCCUCUAUUUGUGGGUGGAGCUCCAGAUUUCAGCAAAUUAGCCAGGGCAGCGGCUGCCUCUACAAGCUUUGAAGGAGCCAUUCAGAAGAUUUCCAUUAAGGGGCUGCCUGUUUUGAGAGAAGAAAACAUCCGCAGUGCCAUUGAGAUCUCUACUUUCCGCAGCCAUCCUUGUACCAAGAAACCCUUCCCUUGCCAGAAUGGGGGGCUUUGUUCUCCUAAUAAAGGCAACUAUGAGUGUGUUUGCCAGAGGGGUUUCUCAGGCAGCCAGUGUGAAAAAGUGACCAUUGAGAAAGCAGCUGGAGAGUCUGAGGCAGUAUCAUUUGAUGGCAAGACUUACUUGGAAUAUCACAUUGCUGUAACCAAAAGCCAACUAACUAACGAGAUACCUGAAACUGGUCCUGUGGACAAUCCAGAUGACCCCAGUGAAAAGGCGCUGCUAGUCAACCAAUUUGAGCUGAGCAUCAAGACUGAAGCCACUCAGGGUCUCAUCCUGUGGAGCGGGAAAGGGACAGAACGUGCCUAUUAUAUUGCCUUGGCUGUAGUUGGAGGUUAUGUUGAGAUGACCUAUGACCUGGGCUCCAAGCCUGUUGUCCUACGAUCCACAGUACCUGUGAACACCAACGAGUGGAUUCACAUCAAAGCUGUACGAGACAACCGAGAUGGCAUUUUACGAGUUGGCAAUGAGGACCCCGUCCAUGGAUCCUCUCCUUUUGGAGUCAAAGAGCUGGACACUGAUGGAGCCCUAUGGCUGGGUGGAAUAGAAAAGCUGAGUGCCUCAUACAAGCUGCCCAAAGCGUACAGCACGGGAUUCAUUGGCUGCAUGAAGGACGUUCUGGUGGACCAACAAGACCUGCACUUAGUGGAAGAUGCAUUGAAUAAACCACCCAUAUUGUACUGCUCAGCCAAAUAAUCGGGGACCCAUUUCCCUUUCUCCUUCUCACCUACCCCCUUUCCAUCCUCUCCCCGCCCAUUCACUGCUGUAAUUAUUUUCUAUUUUUGUAAACUUAUUGCUUUUUAUAUUUUGCGUGUGGGGGGAGGAAGGAGAAGGCAGUGUGUGUAUGUGCUUGUGUGCGAGUGCUUCAGUCAUGCAACCAGACCAAAAUCUCACCUAGAGUUAUGGAUACAAAGGCAUUUACGUAAGUGAGACAUGAUACCAUCCACAGGCACUGUUGAUGGUAAACCAUUAGGAUAUACAAAUCAGGGAUUAUCAGACAUGUAUUGAACAUUCUGUGCAGAAGUUUCAUUGUUCUCUAAGAAAUAGGUAGCAGCAUCUUUGCCCCCAGCGGUUGCACCUUCUGUGUUGUAUGUGUGUGAGUGCAUGCGUUUAACCCUCGGUCUUUCUGACAUGGUGCGUUGAGCCUAGGCAGUGCACUCUUCAAUAUUUUUUUUUCAGACUGGAUAGGAAGCCCUGCUGCCAGCUGCUUUGCAUGUUGGAGAUCCAUUGGCUGUGCAAAGAGGAGGAGCUAGGGAUCCUGUUUUUAAUCGUGGCCUUCUUGUUCUAAUGAGCUUCUGUACUGGAUCUUCCAUACCCAUGCCCCUUAGCCUACCUAUCUGUCUCUGUAUUCUAGUUCUCUAUACUUGAUAAAGGAUUGAAGCCCUAAAGAGGUUUCCAAUGCAAAGCCUGUAGGUUUUACAUUCCUAUUCUGAUCUCUUAUGAUUAAUCAGAAUCACUUUUUUCACUAGACAGAAAGGUAAUGGGGUUUAGACUGAUUCGUUUAAAUGGAAGGUUAUAGUUGGUUUAUUGUGAUUCCAGUGAAGUCUUCUAAAAAAAUUCCUUGGUGCUCCUGAAUUGUCAGGAUCCAGGGAAAGACUUAAUCCCUUCUAGGACAGGGUGUUUAUUAAAUGCUGGAAAUAAUGCAUUUUAAUUUUUUUAUGUUUUAAGUUUGUGCUGAUCUGAUUUAAUGCUGGCAUUGUUGUUCUUAGCCACCUGACUGCCAGCAAGGUUUACACUUUGUUUCAUAGACAAGUGCCCAGUGCUUGGUGUAUCCAGUGCUGUUUACAUUCUUUGAAAAUCUAGAUUUUUACUUUAUACUUCAUAUCCCCCAAAAGACCAGAAUGCCCAGAAGUGCCUGGGAGUCUAGGGAGCCCAGUGGGGACUAAUGAGUAGUUUCAGUUCAUCUGAAUAUUCCUUGAAUUCCAGCAAAAUAAUUUUGCUGUGAGACCCAUAGGCUUCUAACUUUAACCACCAUGAUUUACCACUAUAUGCUUCUUUUAUGGUAUUUGCUUUUUAUGCAUCAAUAAAUUCUAAAACCAGUUGCACCUAGAGUAAAUCAGUUAUUCCAACAUGUUGGUGGCCAGACAGCUUGAAAGAAACAGGACCAAUAGCCCAUUUGUAACCAGAGCGAGACACUUACAAGGCAAAUCUUAUUAAUAAGGUGACCUUUUCUAUCUAUAUAUAUAUAUAUGUGUUCUUUUAGAUACCAUAUUAAGGCAGCUGUAUAUUUGGAAGUAUUCAUAUCCAAGAUCCCAUACAGCUUGCCAGAAAUAUAUAAACAUCAUCAUAUUAAUUACCAUCUGAUAAUAUCUUUGCCAUAAAUAAUCAGAUAAGACAUUGUUGUGUCAUGCCCUUAUGCUAUGCGAAUUAAGAGAACAAUUUUAAGAUAUAAACUUUCAGAUUUCAUUUCCACACAUAAGUUUUUGUCGGUCUCCACAUUUUAAACAUACCUUAUAUUUGCUACCUGACUGUGCCCAGGAUGAGCAUAUGGGCAGAGAGACAGAAACUGCUAUUGUGAUACUUACUCCUGUAAAACAAAGUGUUACUGCUCAAAGAAGCAGUUAAUAUCUGUAGUGUAGUACUACUCUAAUCAUCCUUACACAUCAUUUAAACACAUGGGCAUUCAUUGUUAUAGUUCCCUUACUGACUCCAUUACAGGUGACAUAGCCUAAAUGGCUACAGGGAAGUGGCCUGCAAGAAACCUGGAAUGAAAGACAGAAGUAGCAGUUUGCAGACAGAGGCCUUACUAUAGCAACAUAUUAUGGAACUAAACCAUUUUUAUGGCAUCUCCUUCUGUAGCUGAGUUUUAGAAUAUGAUUUGUCACACACGUUUCUUUUUUUGGCCAAUCGUUAUGCGGGAAGUGAUUUGCUUUUUUCACCACCGCUGCUGCAAAUGCUCAUUUUUAGGCUAAAAUCCAGGCAUUUCUCCACUGGAAGAUAAACGCUUUAUAAUGACCCUUGAUUAUAAAAGUUUUAGCCUAAUGUGGCAACAGACUUUGUAGAUGGGAGAAGAAAUUGCAAAGGCAAACUUAAUGGGCAAGUUCAUGAAUUAUAUUAUACAUGGUUAAGUGAUAUCUGUACAACUACACAUUUUGUAGGUCUCUAUUAAAAUGAUAUCUUUUUUGUGUCUCUAUUUUUAAGGUACUAUAUUCUUCCCAGGUGAUUCUAGUUAGAUAGAACAAAAGAAUAUUAUUAUUUUAGUUUGUACCCCACUGUGCUUCCAGUUCUAUAGGGCUCAUUUGCAAGCACAAGUGCAAAGUACAAUUUUGGGUGCAAUUCGCCAUGUUUUUUUCCCACAAUUUCAGCAUCAUUGCGGCCAUGCACAACCUUGCAUCUACAACAACCAAUACAUCAAAACAAACACAAUUGUGCAAGUGUCCGUUCAUGAAUCAGGUGCAAGUAAUAGUUAAAAUGUUCAUAGUGGGGAUAGCGUCACUUUGUCAGUGUCGCCCCUACCUAUUGACACAAUAUGCCAAAAGAACCCUGGAGCUACCAUUAGUUGAGUUGUGGUAGCUCCAGUGUUUCCCAGUGUCAGAAAUAGUACACAAUUCUCCAUAAGGGGUGGGUCAAAUAAACGGAUGCUCAACGCAAGUGUGCGGAAGUGCAAGGAGCAGCUUUAGAUGCAAGUACCUUUAAUGAAGGUCAGAGUGAUUUUUGCAUGAUUGCAACUGCAGUUGUGCUUUGUAAAUGAGCCUUUAUAUAUUUAAUCAGGUUCUGCUAUAUUUGUGCUGUGGAAAUGAAUAACCCACUAGCUGUGUGAGAGCAUGAUGGUUGUUGUAGAUGAGUGGUACAAGAUGGCUAUCCUUCCUCUGUGCCCUCCAGCCUAAGACAGUAAAGUCAACCUGUUCAGCUUUUGUUGACUGUAGCUCCCUUUGUCCUCUUUCAUAUUAAGGCUACAUGAUGUUGGAAACCCUGUUUAUUACAUUUUUAGAAGAUGCGACUGUUGUUUGCUUGCUGUUUGACUUUGUGCAUGUGAAACUAUAUUAUUGGGUCACAGUCUGGUCACUUGAGGUAUUGCCAACUUGUUGACAAGAAGAGGAGUCUGCGUGGCACUGUCCUUGUCUCAUUGUAGUCUAAGGCCGAGGUCAUGUUGUAAUAGAAUCAAUUCGCUGCUGUAUAUACACCUCUUUGUUUUCCUAUGAAGAGGAGUGGGGUACUAGAAUCUUAUUGCGUAUGCGUGUGUGUUGGCCUAAUUGUGAGCCUGAUCCUUCUUCUUGGUAUGUCUGUAAUUCUUACCCAGUGACCCAUUAUGAAAAUAUAUAUAUAUAUUUAUAUGCAGUAAAUUCCUCUUGUAUGCACAGCAUUUGGACUUUCUGGUGAAGACAGAAGCUGCAUACCUCCUGACUUGCAUUAAUACACAUUAUGUUUCUGAUCUUCAUAAUUUUUUGUUCUUUAUUUCCUUACUGUAAAACUGUCGCUGUUUCAUGCUUUGUGUGUAGAAUGAAUUGGAUGGGCUAAUUAAAGCAAUAGCAGAGCACUGCAGCUCUUCAACCUCAUGUUCUACAGGCAUUUAGGAUUCUUGUCUUCAAGCAGCGCCAGUCAGUGUCCUUAACCAGUGCUGGCAGGUUUAAGAGCCGGUAUUGUUGUAGUGGAAACAACACACUGGGACUUGGGUUGCUCUUCACCUUCCCAAGCUUAUAACCUGUUGGUCAUACAAAACCAACAGAUUCUCACUAUUAAAGCUCAGAGGUAAAACAUCAAUGUAGGAUCUUUUAGUUGGUGCUAUUCAUGUACAUAAAAUAGAGACCAAAACUAUUUGGGGGUCCUGUGAGUGGAGGUAUAAGAGGGCAUUAUAGCACAGACCAAACUCCAUGGUGUGACAACUACCCGUGUGCAUACAAGUGGAAUUGAUUGUGUAUGGAGGUAGUUAUUGUGUCCUGAUCUGGACAUUCCACUUUAGUCUAGGAAUGGAGGGAUGGGAGGGUUAAGCUAUUUAAUACAAAGGGCUUGGAUUAUGUGAUGGUAUCCUAGAUGUGCCAGAGAACAAAACGGGGACACAGUUGUGUCCUGGCUUAAUAAAGCAUAGAUUGUGCCCUUAAACACAUGCCUUUCACUUUGUCAUUUUUAACAGUGCACAAUUUGAUUUUCCCAAUGACAAAGUCAUUUUAAUGGGCAGACUAGACCGAAUCUUUUUUUAUAUAUUUAUCUUCAAUUUUACCUUUUUCAGUCAUUUAUUUAGCUAUACAAAUUACAAUCAUUUGACUAAUUUUCUCUCACCAUCUUGUACUAGAGAAAGAAUGAGAUUUAUAAUUCGCUACUGAAUAGAAUGUGGUGUACAUAUUGUUAGGGCCAUUUCAUUGUAUAACUGAGACUAGGCACUGUUGGGUGAGGAAUUUCAUAUUUGCCACCUGCUGACUACUGUAGCCUCCUUUCAGUAUUAUUAUAUAUGUUUCCUCUUAGUCUUGCUGGCUUUUAUAAUCAGAGAUCAUGUUUUUCGAACAAAUCCAGUUCAUAAGCUGUCUGCCCUGCCUUCGGUACAACUGGUCACCAACUGAUCUGCCACAUUCAGAUGUUGUGCACUUACAUUUCAGUUUUAUGGUUUAUACUAGCGUUUAUAUUCACCAUGUAAAAAAAACAAACAAACCUUUUUUAUUUUAAUUUAUGUCUGUCAUUACAUCACAGUUUUAGGGUAGUAAAUCCGCUGUGAUCUGCUGUAGGAGUCUUGGAGGACUGUGCACAGUAUACAGUACAGCAUGUUAUAACCAUUACUAACUUUAUUACUCGUCUUUUGUCCAAUCACCACAAAAUAAAGUCUGAAUACUAUUUAAAA